Symbiodinium sp. CCMP2592 is the source of this 1059-nucleotide messenger RNA. The record is from the annotation of a GenBank genome assembly. Lineage: Eukaryota; Dinophyceae; Suessiales; Symbiodiniaceae.
AUGCCUGGCGAAGGCAAGAACGAUAAGGUGGAUCAUGCCGCCCUGGAUGUCUUGUUCGAUGACGACACCUCUGUUCACAGCAUUGAAGGCCCAGGCACGCCGCAGAGUUCCUUGUCCCAGAAGAUGCAACCUGGGGUCCAUCAAUCACUGCUCGCGCUGAAAUCCCACCUCAGUGUGAAGGAGGACAUGCCCAAGGUGGUGCAUGUGCCUUUGGAGGAUCACUACACGCGAACGUCCGAUCUUGGCUCCGGCAGGUUUGCCCAGGUUGCAUGUGUGAUCCACAAGGACUCGAAGAGAAAGUAUGCUGCAAAGAUCAUGGGGAAAGACCAUGAUGGAGACGUAGAAUUGGCAAUGAUCCGCCGGCUAGAUCACCAGCACAUCCUCAGACUCCACGAAACGUGCUUGGAUUCGGGGCAGAUGUACCUGAUUCUGGAUCUCUGCACAGGCGGAGAUCUGUUCCAGUGGAUGCAGGAGCGUGAAGAGUCGUACUUCGGCCAGUCUAUCUACAUGCCGCCUUCCGCGCAGGUCUUGGCGCAGUGCAUAUGGCAGCUGCUCAGUGCUGUUGUGUAUCUGCACCACCACAAGAUCGCCCAUCGCGACAUCAAGCCAGACAAUUUGCUGCUGCAAAGCAACGGCAAUCCCUUGGUUUGGAAGCUGUCGGAUUUCAACCUGGCGACGAUCUAUCAGAGGGGAAAGCUUAUGAGCUUGCGGUGUGGUUCUCCAGGCUACAUGGCCCCGGAGGUUGUCUGCAAUUCGUACAGCUGCCUUUGUGACAUCUGGAGUGUGGGUGCUAUCUGCCACAAGAUGGCAACCGGCGAAUAUCUCUAUACCUUCACCUCAGUGGAGGAAUACUAUGAGCAGGCCAAGGGAGGGGCAUCCACGAUGAAGCUCUCCGAGCAGAAGUGGAGCAAUUUUAGUCCAAAGGCCUUGUCUUUCGUCAAGGAGCUGUUGCGUCCAGAGUCCGAAGCACGACCGACCGCGCUACAGGCCAUCGGCAAUGAGUGGCUCAGAAAAAACGGAGAUCCCUCUGCAUCUGCUGGAUGCUGCACGGUCCUUUGA